Magallana angulata is the source of this 1131-nucleotide messenger RNA. RefSeq lists its product as uncharacterized. NCBI's taxonomy places the organism in Eukaryota, Metazoa, Mollusca, Bivalvia, Ostreida, Ostreidae. The transcript is spliced from 11 exons. The record is from RefSeq and is a predicted model, not a curated record. Bases 71 to 1051 code for a protein of 326 amino acids.
UCUUACAUAUCUAUAAGUGGAUAGCACUGCAUCAGCCGUGUCACAGAUCUGCCAAGCUAUUCAUAUCACCAUGGCUGUCCGGUUCUUUGUGCUCACCCUAACAGCUUUAUCUAUCGAUGCAUUUUUCCUUGACACUAUAAAACAAGGCCAAUAUAACUCAUACAACAACAUUGAGCCAUGCAAUCAUAUACAGAACCUAAUUAAUGAAUGGGCAAAGCGUCGAGAAUAUGACGCUAUCAGACAUAUCUACAGCUUUAUUCUGAACCGUCAGCGCAACCAUAACGACAAGAGAUACUCCUACUCAAGCGAUUUGGACGAGGCUUUUUAUCACCAUAACUCGGACCCGGAUGAGAAUAGGCUUCGAGACCUUAUUACACACAACACUGAACCUGGCUGUCUUAAUAAGUUACAAACGUUUUGUGAAGGUCUCCUUCAUAUCCAACAACAUUCUCACGUGACAACAACGCACAAACCUACGGAGAAACCAACAGAGAAACCGACGACGACCGUCCAGGUAACCACACAGCCGAUCACCACAAAGAAACCAGUUACCACCACUAUGCCACCCGCCACUACCACCAUGCCACCCGCCACCACCACCAUGCCACCAGCAACCACUAAUAUGCCAGGAAGCACAUUGCCUCCUCUGAAUCUCAAGACAUGUGAUCCUCUGGCCUUUGUGAUGGUUCUUGCAAAUGGAAACCAAGUUCUUAACGACAAUGCCGGACUUUGCACGGACGGGACCCACAGUGCACCCGAAGCGGUCGUCAUGCAGACCUGUAAGGCUCCGGCACCCUCGGCAUGGACCGCCGGACCCAAGGUGUUGGAAAACUGCGCCAGGAUUCCUGCGUACACACCGAUCGCCACGUUUGAGUUUGGUCAGUACAAUCUGGACUCUUCCUCCCUGUCGGGAAUCUUCGUGGAGUGCACGGAUGACGGGUUCAAGAUUGCGGCACAGCUAUGCGGACAUGGUCCAGAGAUCUUCACGCUUCACAGGGGCGGCUCCACUCUGCGACAGAAUCCCGAUAGUUAUUAUGUCAUUAACAUAUAAAAAUUUCCGGAGGGUGUACCUCGUCUGCAUAUUAUUCAUUUACAAAGAGCACAUCAAACAAAUACAUCAUCUAAAGUCUG